GUAGUUUUACAGUACACUUCAGUUAUAUAAGUCUAAUUUGUCACAGUACAAUGCAGUAUCUUUAGGGACACCCAGGACAAUAUAAUGACAUAGAUAUUUUUAAAUAAUAAUAAAAAAAACGAUUGAAAAGCUUUUUGGUAAAUUCUAAUUAAAGAGUGAAUCCAGAAAUUGACAUUUAUAGCCACAUUAAUUCAUGAAUGUAAAGUAAAAUGUGUUGAUUUUUGUUUUUUUAUCACUCAUCUAUAAAUUUUAUGACGUGAUGACAGUGGUGAUGGUGAUGAUGACGAAGGUAGUGACGAAUGUGUACAUCACUUCUGACCCACAAUGUGAGUUUGAAUUCUUCAAGCUAACCCCCAUGUCCAAACCCCCCUGAUAUUGGGUAGAAAUGCAGGGCUAUAUUUGGAGGAGUGUGAUGACAUCACAAGUGUCUGAGUGUAGGAGCCUAUAACAGAGGGGAUGGAGUGAGUGUAUGUGUGAACAACAUCGAAACAUCAGUACCUUUUCAAGUUGCUGUCCACUGGUUUAAAAACUGUUGUUGACUAUUGAGAUAUCUGCCAUGUAUCAUCUAAAGCUGCCUGUCCAGGUUGUGCUCUUCUUUGUGAUAUUGCAUUGUGUUGCCACAGUUCCUCAUAAUAGGUACUUCCUAUCAUCUAAUGACAAGGAAGAUGACUUGCGAGAGGGUGAUGGCUGGCUGGACACAGAUCUGUCUAAUAAUCCCUUUGUGAGUUUCACAGGACCACGUACCCAAAGAGGGCUGACUGCACUCAACAGUCAUCAUAUAGAAAAAAGGAAGUGCAAUACAGCCACUUGUGUCACACAGAGAUUAGCAGAUUUCCUGGUCCGAUCCAGCAACACCAUCGGCACCGUCUAUGCGCCAACCAACGUGGGAUCCAGCGCUUAUGGCAAAAGAGACCUCCUUCAGCCACCCAUUUAUGUACCCUUCAAGUUCAACCGCUAACCCUGGGGAACAGUAUAAAAUAAGUGUAACAUAGCUGAUAAAAUGAUUCUGUUUUAUAUUGCAUUUCAAUUUUUUUCUGUGUUAACCAUUUGAAAGCCAGUGCCUUUCAGUAUUAACAAUCAUUACGGUUUCUGGUAAACCUUGCAUGAUGAUAAGGUUCGAACAGCAAAACACUUUGACGUGAUGGCAUAUAAGUAAAAUGUAUGAUAAGAACAUGAAUAUAAAUAGCAAAACAAUUCACAUUUUGUUUUGAUUUUUGUAAUAAACCAAAAACAUCUAUACAA
Paramisgurnus dabryanus is the source of this 1242-nucleotide messenger RNA. RefSeq lists its product as uncharacterized. The record is from RefSeq and is a predicted model, not a curated record. Gene Ontology annotation, molecular function: hormone activity. Gene Ontology annotation, cellular component: extracellular region. Lineage: Eukaryota; Metazoa; Chordata; Actinopteri; Cypriniformes; Cobitidae.